AUGAUAUUUUAUAUGGAGUGUUUUAUUAAAUUUAUUCACACGAAAGCUCGGCGGAGGAUGGAUAGAUAUAAAGAUGGGCCAAAAGACAAGCAGCCUACCUUGCUUCUACCUCUCUCCUUUGGCGUCUCGUCAUUAUCGCUCCUUCAUCUGUUAGAUGACCAACUCGCGCACCAUCGAAGCAAUGAAUAUAAACGGGUCCCAUACAAGCUUCAUGUCCUGUCCGUGGAUUCACCUACCUUAGAUGUCCCAGAGGAAUCAAGGACUACGAGACUGGAGAUACUGCGGUCCAACUUUCCCGAUCACACCUUCACGGAAAUCCCUCUACAUUCGAUCUUCCGAUAUGACGAGAACGUGGCAGAGUUCAUGCUACAACAUUAUUCCAAUCGAGAUAUAAGUGACGCAUCUAUAACAGACGAGAACCGGCUGGAGGCUUUCCGGUCCUCCCUUUCUACUCCUACCUCCCGAGCAGACUUUGAUUGUGUAUUGCUAAGGAAGCUAGUUGUUGCCUUUGCAAAUUCUGAAGGCUGCGAUGGUAUUCUAUGGGGCGAUUCUGAUAGUCGACUUGCAGCAAAAGCUCUUGCGGGAGUUGCAAAUGGUAGAGGGACUGGCUUGCCUUGGGAGGUAUGUGACGGUCCAACUCCAUGGGGAGUUCAUUUCACUUUCCCGGUCAGAGAUAUCUUCAAAUCAGAGCUAGUGCAGUAUGCGUCAGUCAGGUUUCCCGAUUUAAUAUCAAAGAUUGGGUCAAAAGAGCAGAAAAUCUUCAACGACCAGGCCACAAAGAAUAUGUCCAUCAGUGACUUGAUGACUCAGUAUGUUGAACAACAGGGAGAGAAAUAUCCUGGUGUUAUGGCGAAUAUCGUCCGGACAAUCGAUAAAUUACAGCCACCGAAAUCGCAUACAGGUCUAAGCUGUGUCUACUGUGGAGUGCCAUUAGAAUCGGCGCAGAUGGACCCAGCGACUCUCAGUAUACUAGAAGAACGAGACCUCAUAGUCGAUAAGGAUGUGAAGGCCACUCUAACUUGCUACGGCUGUGCUAGGACCUUUCUCGAUUUUAAACAGUCAGCCACUUCAAAAUAA
Molecule: messenger RNA, 1077 nt
Organism: Microsporum canis CBS 113480
Lineage: Eukaryota; Fungi; Ascomycota; Eurotiomycetes; Onygenales; Arthrodermataceae
Exons: 2
Coding region: 1-1077 (358 amino acids)
Biological process (GO): tRNA wobble position uridine thiolation
Cellular component (GO): cytosol
Molecular function (GO): sulfurtransferase activity; tRNA binding
Source: RefSeq, a predicted model, not a curated record